AUGGAGAACCACAACUCCUCCAGGGUAUCUGAAUUUGUGCUUCAAGGUUUCCCCCAAGUGGGGCCUAUCCGGGGCUGGCUUUUUCUCCUGCUGCUGCUGGCAUACCUGUUUACUAUCUGUGGCAACUUGCUCAUCUUCUUAGUCAUACGGCUGAAUGCAGCUCUACACAAACCUAUGUACCACUUUAUCAGUAUCCUCUCCUUCCUGGAACUGUGGUAUACAGCCACUACCAUCCCCAAGAUGCUGGCUAAUCUUCUCAGUGAGAAAAAGACCAUUUCUUUCACAGGUUGCAUCCUUCAGAUCUACUUCUUCCAUGCCUUAGGGUCCUCUGAAUGCUUUCUUCUUACCGCCAUGUCCUAUGAUCGAUACCUGGCCAUCUGCCGGCCCCUCCACUACCCUGCAAUUAUGACCUCAGCACUCUGUUUCAAGAUAGCUGCUUGCUGUUGGACUACAGGCUUCCUGUGUCCCAUUUCUGAAAUCAGCCUGGUCUCCCAGCUCCCCUACUGUGGGGACAAUAAAAUUCCACAUAUUUUCUGUGACUUGCCACCUCUGCUUAGCCUGGCCUGCAAAGAAACAUCUGUUAAUGUCCUAGUCGACUUUGCUGUUAAUUGCUUUGUCGUCCUUGUACCCUUUUCCCUUAUUAUGACUUCUUAUGGAAGAAUCAUUGCGGCUGUACUGAAAAUAAAGUCAACAGCAGGGAGGAAGAAGGCCUUCUCCACUUGUGCCUCCCAUCUUAUUGUGGUCUUCCUCUUCUUUGGGAGCGUCAUCUUCAUGUAUGUACGGCUAAAGAAGAGCUACUCACCCACCCUUGACAGGACAUUUGCGGUGGUCUACUCUGUAGUAACACCCAUGGCCAACCCCAUCAUCUACAGCCUUCGUAACAAGGAACUCAUUAGGGCCAUCAAGAGGACCAUCUUUUGCAAAGAGGACAAAACGAGUCCCUCUCACCACUGA
Molecule: messenger RNA, 954 nt
Organism: Talpa occidentalis (Iberian mole)
Lineage: Eukaryota; Metazoa; Chordata; Mammalia; Eulipotyphla; Talpidae
Product: olfactory receptor 6N2-like
Exons: 1
Coding region: 1-954 (317 amino acids)
Biological process (GO): G protein-coupled receptor signaling pathway
Cellular component (GO): membrane
Molecular function (GO): olfactory receptor activity; G protein-coupled receptor activity
Source: RefSeq, a predicted model, not a curated record